AUGCCAAAGACAGGUUCCUCUUCACCCGCCAGAAACAGCUAUGUUUUGGGUGCAUCUGAGGUUGCAUUGGAGACUGUGGCUGAGCAGUUGCGCCACUGGCGCUCUGUAGCAUUGGUGGCGCGCGCUGAAGCAGUAUGCGAACGCGCUAAGUCUCGUGCGUUAUCCGCCGAACUAGCGCGAGCCCGCUGCGACCUUAACAUGGCGGAGACAGAGUUGGGUCUACUUCGUAAACGCCUCUCUCUUCUUGAGUCCGCACUGGCUGCCUCUCGGUCGGGUAGCUUUGGUACAGCCGGUGACGUGGCUUCCCCCUCCUCCGUUCCACGUGACCUGCGGUGA
Messenger RNA from Hydatigera taeniaeformis, 336 nucleotides. The record is from the annotation of a GenBank genome assembly. Lineage: Eukaryota; Metazoa; Platyhelminthes; Cestoda; Cyclophyllidea; Taeniidae.